GCGGGGUGGAGUUGAGGUGGACUCGCGGUCCCCUACGACCACCGAGUGCAGCGUGGGCGGGAGCUGCACCUCGGCACGGCGACCUUCAGCAUCGCGGAGCUCGGGAUCAUCGCUCGCGAAGCUGGGCGUCGAGGCUCGCUUCGUCGAGGGCUACGAGCUGGGGUAUGCGGCGGCGCAGGCGCUGAAGGUGACGGCGGGGCCUGCGACGGUGGUGACGGACCACCUCUCGCUAGUCAAUGAGUCGAAGCGUGACUGGGUGAUCAACGCGGGGGCGAGAGCCAAGCAUGCGGGGCUGUGGCGGACGAUGGCGGGGUUGACCAAAGGCGAGCGGGCCCCCUCCUUCGCUCGGCAGGGCCCUCGUCUUUCGCGCGGCCAGGCGGUGGAGAAGGACUGCAACCUGUUCGACUGGAUAGGCAACUGGCGGGCUGACUUCUUCGCGGGCCCGGGUCGAGAUGACGUCGCUCUCUCCGACAGCUUCGCGCGCGAUUGCAGGCUCCAGUUUGCGAGUGCUGUGGAUGCGAUCGCGAUGCUCGGGCAGUUGGCGCAGAG
Molecule: messenger RNA, 549 nt
Organism: Prorocentrum cordatum
Lineage: Eukaryota; Dinophyceae; Prorocentrales; Prorocentraceae
Source: the annotation of a GenBank genome assembly